ACGUGCCAGCACCGGAAGUGCCGGAGCGCGGCGCUCUGCACGCCGUGGGCAGAGCGUGAGAGUGGGAGUGCGGCUCCGACCUAGUUCCGGGGGCCACGGUCUUCCGGAAGGGUCGGGGCGGCGGAGGCUGCGCGGGACCCUGCAGGCUGCGGCGGGGCUGCCGCUUGUGGGGUCGCCCCGAUGCCGCGUUUCCCGACCUGCUUCCCGUCGUUCCGGGUGGUGGGGGAGAAGCAGCUGCCGCAGGAGAUCAUUUUCCUGGUCUGGUCGCCCAAGCGGGACCUCAUUGCUCUGGCCAACACCGCGGGCGAGGUUUUACUUCAUCGUCUUGCAAGUUUCCAUCGAGUUUGGAGUUUUCCACCGAAUGAAAAUACAGGAAAAGAAGUGACCUGUUUGGCUUGGAGACCAGAUGGCAAACUUUUGGCUUUCGCUGUUGCUGACACUAAGAAGAUUGUUUUGUGUGAUGUAGAAAAACCUGAAAGCUUGCAUGCUUUUUCGGUAGAGGCUCCGGUUUCUUGCAUGCAUUGGAUGGAAGUGACUGUGGAAAGCAGUGUGCUAACAUCCUUUUAUAACGCUGAGGAUGAGUCAAACCUUCUCUUACCCAAACUACCUACAUUGCCAAAAAGUUACAGCAAUACCUCAAAGAUAUUUAGUGAAGAAAAUUCUGAUGAAAUUAUUAAGCUCUUGGGAGACGUCAGGCUUAAUAUUCUUGUCCUUGGCGGCAGCUCUGGAUUUAUUGAGUUAUAUGCGUAUGGAAUGUUCAAAAUUGCUAGAGUCACAGGGAUUGUUGGCACUUGUCUUGCACUAUGUUUAUCAAGUGAUUUGAAAUCACUGUCAGUGGUCACAGAGGUUUCUGCCAGCGGUGCUUCAGAAGUUUUGUAUUUUCAGCUUGAAACCAACCUACUGUAUUCCUUCUUACCUGAAGUCACUCGAAUGGCCAGGAAGUUUACUCACAUUUCAGCUCUACUCCAGUAUAUAAAUUUGUCACUAACAUGUAUGUGUGAAGCAUGGGAAGAAAUUUUGAUGCAGAUGGAUUCUCGUCUCACCAAGUUUGUGCAGGAGAAGAAUACGACGACAUCAGCACAAGAUGAGUUCAUGCACUUGCUGUUGUGGGGAAAAGCAAGUGUUGAACUUCAGACCCUCCUAAUGAACCAGCUGACAGUAAAGGGCUUAAAAAAGCUUGGCCAAUCUAUAGAGUCAUCAUAUUCCAGUAUACAAAAAUUGGUUAUAAGUCACUUACAGAGCGGCUCUGAGUCUUUGUUAUACCAUCUGAGUGAACUGAAAGGCAUGGCUUCCUGGAAGCAGAAGUAUGAACCUCUUGGAUUAGAUGCUGCAGGAAUUGAAGAGGCUAUUACUGCUGUGGGCUCUUUCAUACUCAAGGCCAACGAACUCCUUCAAGUUAUUGACAGUAGCAUGAAAAACUUCAAAGCAUUUUUCCGGUGGCUGUAUGUGGCAAUGUUGAGAAUGACAGAAGACCAUGUCCUUCCUGAGCUGAAUAAGAUGACUCAAAAAGAUAUCACAUUUGUUGCUGAAUUUCUUACUGAACAUUUCAAUGAGGCUCCAGACCUUUAUAAUCGAAAAGGAAAAUACUUUAAUGUUGAAAAAGUUGGUCAGUACCUGAAAGAUGAAGAUGAUGAUCUCGUGUCACCUCCGAACACAGAAGGAAACCAGUGGUAUGACUUUCUUCAAAACAGCAGCCACCUCAAAGAAAGCCCUUUGCUGUUUCCUUAUUAUCCUCGAAAAUCACUGCAUUUUGUGAAAAGGAGGAUGGAGAACAUUAUUGAUCAGUGUUUGCAAAAGCCAGCAGAUGUAAUUGGAAAGUCAAUGAAUCAAGCAAUCUGUAUUCCAUUAUACAAAGACGCUCGGAGUGAAGACUCUUCCCAUAGAUUGUUCAAAUUUCCUUUUCUGUGGAAUAAUAAAACUGCAAAUCUACAUUAUCUCCUUUUCACAAUUUUGGAAGAUUCACUUUAUAAAAUGUGCAUUUUAAGAAGACAUACUGAUAUUUCCCAAUCCGUGAGUAAUGGACUAAUUGCCAUUAAAUUUGGGAGCUUCACAUAUGCCACAACUGAAAAAGUGAGAAGAAGCACCUACAGUUGUUUAGAUGCACAGUUUUACGAUGAUGAAACUGUGACCGUCGUUCUAAAAGACACUGUAGGACGUGAAGGCAGAGAUAGGCUGUUGGUCCAGUUGCCAUUGUCUCAAGUCUACAACACUGAAGAUUCUGCAGAGUAUCAUUUCACUGGGGCUUACUCUACCAGACUGGACGAACAGUGCAGUGCCAUUCCUACUCGUACCAUGCAUUUUGAGAAACACUGGAGGCUCCUGGAAAGUAUGAAAGCGCAGUAUGUGGCUGGCAAUGGCUUUCGGAAAGUGUCCUGUGUGUUAAGCUCAAAUCUCCGUCAUGUGAGAGUCUUUGAAAUGGACAUAGAUGAUGAAUGGGAGCUCGACGAGUCUUCAGACGAAGACGAGGAGGCCGGCACCAAGCCCAUAAAAGUGAAGGAGGAAGUGUUGUCUGAGUCAGAGCCGGAGAACCAGCCAGCCGAGGCUGCAGCUUUAGUUUCAGACAUAGUCAUCAAGGUGGAGAAGCUUGACCCUGAGCUGGACUCACCCCAGUCUAGUUGACAUUAUUGUACAUGUUCUCACUUAUACCGUGAAGGACAUAGCGGAGGUGGACUAAGAUGUUUUGGCUCACUGUUAAUUGUCUUUGUGUAACAAAGGAAUAAACAGUAAUACAGUGUGCAGAACCCGUGUCUGGAGAAAACUUUUUUCAAAUGUGAAGAAAACGUUUUUGCCACGCCCCACUCAAAUCCAGAACGAUGGGUCUGACAGGGUCAGCACCCAGGAAAACUCUUCAAAGAAGAAGAAUUCUAGGAGUGGGUCUUGGCAUCCUGAGCAGAUCUAAAUUGGAAACUGAUUAUUGUUAACAUUUGUACAUGGUAAUGAUGCCGUGUAAUCGGAGAUGAACAGCCCCUGUUCCCAGAUUAGAUACAGAUAAACAGGAAAUGAGGUGGACGAAGUUAUGGGUCAUCAAAUAAAGUUUUAAGAAAAAUUCUUAAUACUCACCUCCUCUCAUGAAAUAUGUUAAAACUCGACGUAAAAUACUAUCUGCUAAGCCUAUUACUCAAAAAUACAUCACCCCAUAAAGUACGGCAUUUCUGUAAAACCACAAGGCCAUCUAAUCAAGAAAUGAGCUUUACUUUCUGUUCCAGAUAUUGUUUAUGUAAGGCUGAGAGCUAUAUAAACUCUCACAGGCUGAAUAAAAAUGGAGCUCAGAUUCACCCUCCAA
Molecule: messenger RNA, 3283 nt
Organism: Erinaceus europaeus (western European hedgehog)
Lineage: Eukaryota; Metazoa; Chordata; Mammalia; Eulipotyphla; Erinaceidae
Gene: ANAPC4
Product: anaphase promoting complex subunit 4
Exons: 28
Coding region: 181-2619 (812 amino acids)
Biological process (GO): positive regulation of mitotic metaphase/anaphase transition; anaphase-promoting complex-dependent catabolic process; protein K11-linked ubiquitination
Cellular component (GO): anaphase-promoting complex; nuclear periphery
Molecular function (GO): protein binding
Source: RefSeq, a predicted model, not a curated record